Molecule: messenger RNA, 1752 nt
Organism: Dujonia railenensis
Lineage: Eukaryota; Fungi; Ascomycota; Pichiomycetes; Serinales; Debaryomycetaceae
Source: the annotation of a GenBank genome assembly
GUUAUCUCAAAUUACCAAACUUUAAUUGCAGCAUGUUUGCUCACUAAAGCAGCUGAGGCUUUAGACCUUGUUGCAUACUGGGGCCAAAACUCUGGCGGUGACCAGGGCCCUUUGAGAGAUUACUGUGCUAGCAGCACUGCUGAUGUCAUCGUUGUGUCAUUCAUAAACUCAAUUAACCCAGUUGACAUUAAUUUAUCUAACCAAUGCGGUGGAACUUUCGCCGAUGGCACUUUACACUGUUCAGCUGUUGGUGAAGACAUUACUUACUGUCAACAACAAGGUAAAAAGGUUCUUUUGAGUAUCGGAGGUUAUGGUGCAGAAGGUUUCACCUCAGAUUCCGAAGCUACCACUUUCGCAACCAAUAUCUGGAACAAAUUUGGUGGUGGUUCCUCCGAUGAGAGACCAUUUGACACCGCUGUUGUUGAUGGUUUCGACUUAGAUUUAGAAGCAGUAGGCACAACUGGUACCGUUGCUUUCGGUAACGCUAUCAAGGCAUUGUAUUCUGAAGAUACCACCAAGUCUUACUACUUAUCCGCAGCUCCUCAAUGUCCAUACCCUGAUGCUACCUUAAGUGAUUACUUGACUCAAGUUCCAAUUGAUUACACUUUUGUUCAAUUCUACAACAACCCUUCAUGUCAAUUAGAUGGUGACUUCAACUUCAAUACUUGGUCCCGAUAUGUAAACUCGUCUUCCCCAAACACGAACAACAAGAUUUUCGUUGGUUUACCAGGUAGUUCUUCCAGUGGUUCUGGAUUUGUCUCCGCUUCUGUUGUUGAGUCUCAACUUGAACAAAUUAAAUGUGAUCCAAACUUAGGGGGUGUAUCUCUUUGGGAUGCCUCUUCAAGUUUUUCCAACGGUUACGCCUCAAGCAUCAGAUCAGUCUUAGACUCUCUUGAUGUUGAUGCUUGUCACGCUUCCACCUCCACUGCUUCCUCAGCUGCUGCUUCCGCUUCUACUUCCGCCGCUGUCGUCUCGACUAGCGCUCCAUAUAGUAACACUACUACCGAAGCUCCAAUUGCAACAAAGACUGACAUUCACACUACCGUUAUCACCAUCACCUCUUGUUCUGAUAAGAAAUGUACCAAGGUUCCAGUUACCACUGGUUUGACUACCGUCACUGACCACGAAUUAAACACGAUUUAUACCACCUACUGCCCAUUGUCUGACGAUUCUACUUCCACCGUAAGUCACUUAUCAACCACACUCGUCACUGUGACUGAAUGUGCUGAUAACAAGUGCCAAGAAAAGGAAGUCGUCACUGGCUUAACCACAGUCACUGACCAUGUCUUAAACACUGUUUACACAACCUACUGUCCAAUUGAAGCUGAAGAAACAUCUGUUCCUGUUGUCACUACAACUCCAGCUCCAGUAAAGCCAAUUUCUUCUUCUCCAACAGUUGCACCAUACGGAAAUGACACUACAGUUACUGUAACUUUACACAAAGUAGCUGUAAACACUGGAUACACCACUUACUGUCCAGAAGAAGCUUCUGCUGCUCCUACCAAAGCUGCUGUUACCAAGGUGGCUGUAGUCUCCAACUCUGUUGCUCCAGUUCCAACUGUAGCACCAACUGACUCAACUUCUCUCACUACUUUGACCCUUCAGACCACUAUUACUAGAUCAUCCUCACACUCGAGCUCCGUUGCCGCUAACUCAACUGUUCCAGCUGUCCCUACUUUAUUAGCAGGAAUGGCAAGCUCCACCAAGGGCUCAAUUGCUUUAGUUGUUCUCUCGAUUAUUGCAUCUAUGUUU